Messenger RNA from Nematolebias whitei (Rio pearlfish), 3622 nucleotides. Its product is annotated as FH2 domain-containing protein 1-like. NCBI's taxonomy places the organism in Eukaryota, Metazoa, Chordata, Actinopteri, Cyprinodontiformes, Rivulidae. The transcript is spliced from 13 exons. Bases 1 to 3618 code for a protein of 1205 amino acids. The record is from RefSeq and is a predicted model, not a curated record.
AUGCACGUCAUGGGCAGCGUCUCCCCGGCCACCGGCGGCGACGGCUUCCCCUUCCACAAGGAGGACGCAGCCGUCGUCGAGGCGACGUCACCGCCUCGUCCUUCUAGAAUCUCACACCAUGGAGAAAACGGGACGAGACCACCAAACCCUUCACCUCCUCUUCCUCCUCCUCCCCCUCCUCCUCCUCCUCCUCCGGUACCCCUCGAACCGAAUCAGAGAGUCGAAGACCUGAAGAAGAAGAGGGUGAGGAGUUUCUUCUGGAGGACGAUACCAGAGGAGCAGGUGAAAGGUCGUGCGAACGUUUGGACCCAGGGUCCGGUCCAGCAGAACUUUGACAUUGACGUCCAGGAGAUCGAGGAGCUCUUCGGUCAGAAGGAACGUCAAUCAAACGCCACGGCCCCGCCCACCAGAGGAGUGACAACUCGAGCCCCGUUUAGAGCGACCAAAGAGGAGGUCUUCAUUCUGGACCCGAAGCGAGGGCUGACCGUUGGGAUCUUCCUCAAACAGUUCAGGAGGUCCAAUCAGGCGAUAGUGGAUGAUGUUCGCCAUGGCAACAGUGAGUCGUUGGGGGCGGGGCCUUUGAGAGAGCUGCUGAAGCUGCUUCCAGAGAAAGACGAGGCGAAGAAGCUGAAGGCGUACCGAGGCGACGCCGCUAAGCUGCCGUUGGCCGAUUCCUUCGUGCACCUGCUGAUCCAGGUGCCCAGUUACUCGGUUCUGAUCGAGUCCAUGCUGUUGAAGGAGGAGUUUCCAGGUUCCUGCGAGGCCGUGAGACGAGACUUGGACGUCCUUCGCUCCGCCACCAGAGAGCUGAUGUGCUGCACGGAGCUCCACGCCGUUCUGCACUUGGUGCUGCAGGCUGGAAACAUCCUGAACGCCGGAGGUUCUGCAGGAAACGCCGCAGGCUUCAAGUUGUCCUCCCUCCUGUCUCUGGCGGACACCAAGUCCAACAGGCCGGGCAUGAACCUUCUGCACUUUGUGGCUCUGGAGGCUCAGAAGAAAGACGAGAAGCUGCUGGAGUUUCCUGUCCGGCUGAGCGGCGUCCAAACUGCGUCCAGGAUCUCUUUGGAGACUCUGGACGCUGAACUUCAGGCGCUGACGUCUCGCACACGCUCAGUGGAGGAGAGCGUCCAGAAAGACACGCAGCUGCUGCAGCAGCUGGACGGCUUCCUGCAGAGCGCCACGGCGUCUUUGUGCUCGCUCCGCGGCAGCCAGCAGCAGCUGAAGAAGGAAGGCGACGAGCUGAUGGACUUUUUCUGCGAGGACAGGGAGACGUUCAGGCUGGACGACUGCUUCGGCGUCUUCCACACCUUCUGCGUCAGAUUCAGCACCGCUGUCAAGGAAAACAUGGAAAGGGAGGCGAAGGAGGCAGCUCGUCUUCAGCAAAUGAAGGACAAAGAACUAAAGAGACGUUCCUGGGCCGGAGGAGAGGAGGUCCGUGGAGCCGUUGGGUUGCGCUGCAGCAGCGAGACGGACAUGUCGACCGUCGUGUCCGAAGAUGACACCGGACUUCUGAUGGCGCUCCUUACCCCAAAGUCCCCACGCCGUUCAAGCCCAAAGAGCGACCGCGUCACUCGGGGGCGCUCAUUGCACUCCCAACGAACCCGGAACCCUCCGUCGAGCACGCCACUAUUCGCUGCUGAGCGUGAACUGAGCACAUACUUCAAACUGUCGAAAGACCGCAAAGUCCCUCAACAAAGAGGAAAGGGAGACUCGAGAACAAGUCUCCCAUCAGCCUCACCCAAAUCUGAGCCCACAGGUACAGGAACAUCUACAAAGGCAGACCCACAAACCAUCCCAUUACCUUCCAAGACCUCCUCGGACUCCACUUUCAUUAGCAAAGAUGACGUCCAAACUCAAGGGAAGGAGGUUAAAUGUACCUCUUGUUCAAACCAGCGCUCCGACCUCAACAACAAUGACAACAGUCAAGUUGGGGUGAGUUUGAGCAGCCAGGAAAACCUUCAGACUCACUCGUGUUCGAGCAGAAAAACUGAUGAGAACGUCGAACAGGGCGCAGCUCCUAAAGGCAACGUGUCUGUGCUCUCAGAGAAAUGUCCGCUGGUUCCUGAGCUUAAAGCGUUUGAAGAAGACGAACAUCAUCGUCAGCAAGACAGAACGAUAAUCAAAGAUGUGCAUGAAGAGGUGGCGGACAAGUCGCAAAUACCAAAUCUGCAGAAUAACUCCAAGGAUGGUGAGAAAUCUAAUGUGGGAGUUCCUGCAGCAAGGUCUCCGUCACAACGACAGGACAGUGAGGAACAGGAAGACAAGGUGAUGGUUUGGUGUGUGACAGGUGUGUGUGAGUCCACCAGUGAACAUGUACAAAUGGAAAAGGAUCAGCUUGGGAGUAAAAGUCAUGGAGAAAACCAACGAGCUUCCUCUCCCCCACCCAAACAUAUGUCUUCAGAACCUUCUCCGGACAGUGACAAGUCAGCGUCCAUACCCAUCAGCAGUCAGCCAGUGUCCCGCUGUAAUGACUCAUCGCUCCUCGCGUCUUCACCUGGACUGCAUCCUGCAGAGCCUGCACCUGCCAGUCCUGGUCCUGGUCUGACUGUAGAGGAAGAUAACGUAUCGGUCAGUCAAGGGGAAGGGCCAAAGAAAACCAGAAAUGAGAAGGCCAAUGUGGCACCUGUCUCAGAGCAAACGACUGAUUUCAAAACCAAGACGUCUUCUAGACGUUUGACAGAAAAGGCGUCUUCCACCGAUGGAAAAGCAAAACUGGCAACUUCAUCCAGACAAUCUACCAAGAGCUUCCAUACUUCUAAACCUCAAAAUACUUUGAUGAAACCAUCGACCCCAAACACGUCAACAAGUGUCAGAUCUGUCCGCACCCUCACCAGCUCUGAGAACAUGAGCAUGAGGCGAGUGGUACCCAUCACAAACACCAGCCGAGGUGCUUCGGCUGUGGCCAAACAUCCUGAAAAGCCUACGGCUCACAGCCAGAGCUCCUUCAGAACCACCGUGUCCACCAGUCAGCUGAACGCUUCCAACAGACAAGGAGAGCGGCCUUCAACUGCCCCUUCCAGACGAUCCAGCAACAAGAUGCCAGAGUCCAAGGAACUGAGGAACCAGAAGGUUUCAGGUGUUCAAGCAGCUACCAGAACGCAGAACUCAGAUGUGCAAAAGAAGCCUUCGAUCCGUAAAGCCUUUACAAAACCUAAAACCCAGACAGAUGAAAAAAUGUGCCUCAUCAAGCUGCGAGCCCUCGCUCAAGGUGAAGGAGGGGGCAGUGUCAGUGCUCCUGUCACCCCUUUGCACAAAAACAAAACCUCUUCUUCGUCGGUGCUUCCAGGCUUUGCACUAAACACGGCGUCAUCUUCUUUCAGAAGGACCAAAACCUCACUGGCUACUUCUUUGUCUCACGCUGGUUCCCCCAAAAUCCCCUUCAAGAUUUCCUCCUUAUCUCCGUUAAACGCUUCGUCAGCAGUUUCCCAUACGGGGUCACUGACUACUUCAAGGUCAGCAUCUCCUCUGAGGACAUCUGAGAACAUCAGAUCAUCUACUCGAUCUUCACUCACCAACUCGCUGGUUCUCAGCAAAGACCACCGAGAUAACGGCAGCAUCUCUGACAAGUCAACUCAUGUCAGGGAAUCGAGCAAGACCACCAGGCCGAACUGGAGAUAACAGG